This is a messenger RNA of Rotaria sordida, 261 nucleotides long. NCBI's taxonomy places the organism in Eukaryota, Metazoa, Rotifera, Eurotatoria, Philodinida, Philodinidae. The record is from the annotation of a GenBank genome assembly.
AUGUAUGUUCUUCCUACAAGAGAACUGAAUGAUGGUAAUCGAAUACCUAUUAAUGGUCUUCGACUAUUUCAAGCAGAUGUUUAUAUAGGAACAAUUAAUCUUGUUAAAUUAGCAACUAGAGAAGGUUAUCAUCUAUUUGAUACAGCUCAAUUAUAUGAAAAUGAAUUUAAAACUGGACAAUGUUUAAGAUUAUCGGGUGUUUCACGUCAACAAUUAUUUAUAACAACAAAACUCUAUACAACAGCUGGUGGACGUUCAUAA